This is a messenger RNA of Haliaeetus leucocephalus (bald eagle), 5139 nucleotides long. It is a transcript of the gene ERICH3, whose product is annotated as glutamate-rich 3. The record is from RefSeq and is a predicted model, not a curated record. NCBI's taxonomy places the organism in Eukaryota, Metazoa, Chordata, Aves, Accipitriformes, Accipitridae. Bases 1 to 5139 code for a protein of 1712 amino acids. The transcript has 19 exons.
AUGGCCCACUCCCAACUAAACUGGCCUAAAAUCUGCUGGUGGAGGGUGAACGGGUCAGCUGAAAUAAGCAGGAAAACUGGCAGAAGCUCCAGAUUUCUUGCAACCUACAAUAGCCUUACAGACAAACACCUGGUUGGAUAUUUCAGCAAUACCAGGAUAAGACGACAUCUUCAGAGAUCAGGACUGAUCUCAAGGAGUGGAAGAAUAAUAUCUGAGAAAGAAUACCGGCUAAAUGCUAUGAGGAGGGAUCACCAGAGAUAUGUCCAGGAGUGCCUGGCUCAUGCCAUAUUUCAUAAGGUCCUUGACAUGGAGCGUCAUCAUCAGCUGGAAAUAAAAAGGAAACUUGAAAAUUCUGUGAGGAAGGAGAGGGUGCAGAAAAUCAAGGUGGAACAAUCCAGAAGAUCAGUGGAAGGUGCUAGCCCUAUGCGCCCCCCCCAUCCACCACUUGGUCCAAGAAAUCGUUAUGGGCUCCAUCCUUUAGUGGCUGGGGAACCAGCUAGUCACUCACAACUGACUUCCUGGCGACCAAAUACAGCUCCAGGAAAUAUGCAGCACCCACUUCGCCUCCAACCGCUUCGGAGCUGUGCUGCAGUGGGGUCUGUACCAAAGGCUUCCAGCUCUAAACAAAAGUGCCACACACUUGAACAUGAUCAGCAGUUUGCCAGUGGGGGGGAGAAGAGUGGGUUAAGACUUAUGAAUUCAAUGGAAUAUGUGACUGGUACAUCCCCAUAUCAGCUCCCCGUCAUUAACAAUUAUGUGAUACCAGUGCCACCUCCCCCCCUGCAAAAAGGAGACAAGAGCAUAACUGCGGUGAGAAAUGGGGUGCACAGAGGCAGGCGGUAUCAUCCCACCACUGCACCAAAUGACGUAGAGCAACUUUUAACAAAGAAUUCUGGAGGAUUCCCUAAGCCCUCGUUACGCAGCAAUGUGUUUGUUACCAUGGUCUUCCUAGGAAAAAGUGUGCAUUUAUCUCACGAUGAUGCUGAUUACAGAGACGAAAUCAAAGUCUAUCAGCAGCAUUGUGGAGGAGAAAACCUUUGUGUCUACAAAGGCAAGCUACUGGAAGGAGAGACCUUUCAGUUUGUCUCAAAGAGGCACCGUGGUUUCCCAUUCAGCCUCACCUUUUUUCUGAAUGGGAUGCAAGUGGACAGGUUGAGCUGUUGCUGUGAGUACAAACAUCAGAAGCGUUCCAGGCUGGGAGGCAGACAUGGAUACUUCAGGUUUCUCAAUGUGGAGGGAGCAUCUCCUUGCUACAGGUGCAUUAUUGCAAUGGGUCUGGACAAAAAGCCAUCCCCUCCCAAGAGAAAGAUAGAGGAGGACCAUGAGGAAAAGCAUGUGGGUUCCUGGGGAGAUGGAGUGCGCAGUGAGCCAAGUAAAAGCAGUGUUGAGCAGAAACCAAGAAAAGAUUCAGUGUUAGUCAUCUUACCAGGUCACGAAGCAAGUGUGGAAGCUGUUGAGGACAAAGUGGAGACCGGACAGGAAUACAGAAAAGAAGAAAGGAAAAAACUAUCUGAUCGUGAGAGUGAAGAUAGUCAGGAAGACACCGGGAAAAAUGGACACCUCAUCUGUGAGAAAUGUGGUGAUGCCUGUGACUGGGCAAUAAAAUUAGUGGGGCUCCUUUCAGCCAAGCAACAGGAUGAGAGGGUUUUGCAAGAGCCAAAGUAUGAUGAAGAUUUUGAAGCAGAUGAAGAAGUUCAUGAAGAGGGACAGACUGGUGAUCAAAUGAAUGGAAUGUCAAAGUCAUCCUCAGAUGAUAAAAAACAUAAUUUAGGCUAUGAAAAGGAGAGUAAAACCUCAUCACCGAAGGCACUGCAGGCCUCUGACGGUGAGAAAGAUGAAAGUGAUGGAUAUUCUGACAGUGACUCCGAGGAUGAUAAACAAGAUAGGAAGCCUGCACACUCUCUCUCAUCCGUCAGUACUCAGUAUAGCAGUGAAGAUGACUCUCAUGGUGAAAUGAUGAAAGAUGAUGUCAAGGGCAAAGAGGAGUAUAAUAUCCAAAGGGCAUCUGAUAACACAGCACAUGCACAAUAUGGAAACGAGAAUGGGGAGAAUAAACUGCUCAGAAUGAAGGAAAAUCCGGAAGCUUUUGCACUGGAAAAGGAAGGAAUAGAUGAAGCAGAAAAGGCAAAACGAGAAGAUCUAACAGCAAGGGAAGAUACUGGAGUUUUUCAUGAAAAUACAAUGGCAAUACAGUAUCAAAGUCCUGCAGUUAAUGGGGACCUCAAACAGGCUGGGUCAGUAGAAAGUAACAUAGGGGAAGAUGGGGAGAAGAAUGCAAGUACCAGGAGGGAUGAUGGGGAGGAAAGUCUUCUAGUGCCUUUGAAAAGCAGUAUGACAGAAGCGGAGGAUAGCAAUGAAGAGUCUCCUCAGGAUGAUGAAGAAGGUGUUUCUGAAGAUUGCAAACCAGUCCAGGAGGAAAUAGCAAAGGCAAUUGGAAAUGAUCAUCAUGUGAAUUCUGAACCUGAACCUAGUGAUUCCUGUGCAGAUGAGGAAGAAGAGAACAUUACAAGUACAGAGCAUGAUGCCAAUGAAGCACCAGAUGGAGCUUUCUUGGCAGAAGGAACAAGAACACUUGACGUGCAGAAGGCAGCAGAACAAGUGGUACAAGAAGGGCAGAUGGUAGGGGAGAGGCAAGCACUCGAGAAGGAAGAUUUUGUUGCUGAGGGAGGAGAUGCUCGUGCCGAAGAGGCAGGAGAAGAAAUGGCAUGGGCGGGAGAUCUGCUGCCCAAGGAAGACGCAGUGGCCACGCCGCAGGCGGAGGAUCAGCUUGCAGUGGAGGAAUCUGCAGCCGAGGAGAGCGCCAUGGCAGAGGAUCCCAAAGGAAAGGGGACAGGGAAGGGAACGGAGCCUGGCGCAGAGGUGGCACCCGGGGAGCGGGAAGUUCUGAUGGAGGAGACAGAGAGCAAGGCAGCACUGGGGGAGCAGGCGCCUGGGGGAGCAGAGCUGGCAGGGGCACUGCUAGGCAGGGAGGCAGCAUCCGAGGGGGAGGAGGUGGCCGGGGAGGUCUCUGAGGGAGGAGAGGCAGCGGAGGAGGCCUCCGGGGCAAAGGAGGCUGCGGGAGCACCAGGGCCUCCAGUGAAGGAGGUGGUGGGCGAGACGGUGUCUGAGGCAGAGGAGGCCGUGGAGGAGGGAGGUUUUGCAGGGGAGGGCGUUGUGGUGGGUGCUGUGUCUGAGGCCGAGGAGGCUGUGGAGGAUGCCAGCUUGGCAGAAGAAGGGAUUGCUGGGGUAGAUGGCCCUGGAGAAGAGUCUGUAGAGGAAGCUGUUGCUGAGGGGGAGGAGGCUGCGGAGAAGCCUGGGGCUCUCCUGGAAACAUUAGGGGAUGCAAACGUUUGCACAGGAGAAGCAGUGCCUGGAGGAGAAGACUUUGUAAAGCCAAAUGAGUUUUCCCAGCUGAAAGCAUCAGGGGGAGAGUGGAUGGAGAUGGGGGAAGCUGCCAUAGGAGCAGGAACAGCUGAGACUGGCAAGGCAUCAGAGGUAGAAGGCAGCUCUCUCCUGAGAGCGGAGGACUCUGUGGAGCCUGGCAAGGGUCCCAUGUUGCAAGUAGCACCGGGAUUAGAGGCACUGGUGGGUGCUGGAGGGGAUCCCAUAACUGAAGGGUCAUCCCAGUUGGAGGAGGCCACAACAGUGGAGGAGGAGGAGGAGGAGGGCUCAGCAGAAGCACUUUCAAGUGGAAACCCAUCUCUAGGCAGCAAAGCAAAGACAGAGAGUGCAAUGGAAGAAACACCUGAUGGAGGGCUGAUGGGAAUAUCUGCAGAGAUAGCCAGAGCAGGGUCAGGAGGUAGAGAGGAGGUCGCAGGUGGAGCAGCCAGUCCAAGCGAGCUGGCAGCCGGGCCGCAGGGAUCGCUGGAGCAUGCUGAAGAGAGAGGGAAGGAGAGGUCUCCUGGUGGGGGGGUGAUGGAUGAAGCAGUGCUGCCUGCCCCGGGGCUGUGCGUGAGCGGGGUGGGGGGGUCAGGGGGGGCGGCUGGUGCUGCGGCAGGCGGCCAGGCAGGGCGAGGGGCUCUGCCUGAGGGAGGAGCGGCAGUGGAGCUGGCGCUGGUGGGGCAGGAGGUGGCUGGCGAUGGUGGGCUGGGCGAUGGGGUGGUGGCACGGGAGGGGGGCCAGGGCGAGGCGGGGUGGGAGUGGGGCACAGCGGGUCUCGUGUCCCCAUGGCACGCAGAACUGUGUGGAGCAAUGUCCCUUGGGGAGCAGCCGACUGCAGAAACCUCCCUGAGCGCCCCUGCGCGUGGGGAUGGGGGAGCGGAGUCGGGGGGAAGAGGGUCGGCAGGCAGCGAGGGGCUGUGCCUGGGCACCCAGCCGCAGCUGGCAGCUCCCGGGAUGGGGGCAGUGGGGGGCAAGGGUGGGCUGCAGGGGGGCACAGAGCAGGCAGGAGUGAAAGCCGAGGGGGAGCAGGCAGGCCUCUGUGAAAACACAAGGGAGAGAGAGGCAGCGGGUGUCUCGGAGAGUGCAUGGAGCGCUGCUGGGGUCAGGGAGCAGAGGAAGGACAGUCCCGUUGGAGGGAGCCCAGACACUCCGGGAGUCGCUGACACCGGCGAGAGGAGCCACGGUCCCCGUGAGGAUGUUGUAAACCCAGAUGCGGUUGUCGUGCCCUCGUGUUUCGUGGGCUCAGCCAUCCACUGCGACCGACCCCUCUGCCUGCCCGGCGGGGCCGUGCCAGCCGAGCCCCCGAGGUGGCUCUGCAGGGCCGUGGGCUCGCUGAAGCUGCCCGGUGAGCUGGCGGGGGCCACCCUGCGGGAAGAUGCCUCCGGCCCCGGGGCAGGUGGCCAUGGCACAGCCCUGUCCCACGGCUGGGACAGCACAGCUUGCCGCAGGGACGCCGGGCUCGCUCCUGGCUGCGGCACAAGCACUUGUUUUGUUGGACACCGGAACCAAAAAUUGGAAAUGAUCAAGGAGGAUGCUUUUAACCUGAACAAAUUCCGGCUGUUUGCAUUUUGUCAUGCAGAUGUGCCUGCCACUCAGCUCGGAUGCUGCGGGGUUAGUGGAGUUCUUGUGCAGGGGUAUCGCCUGUCUCAUUACCUAAUCGUGUUUCAAGCCAUAAACUCCACAAAUUCUAUAGCCAUAAUGGGAAGUAUUCCUGCCAGACAAGGAGUUGGCAAAAUAACAAAGCUAAUCAUUGGUUUGAAAAGUUACCAUGAUGAUUGA